Messenger RNA from Theileria annulata, 1383 nucleotides. RefSeq names its product prolyl-t-RNA synthase, putative. Gene Ontology annotation, biological process: prolyl-tRNA aminoacylation. The transcript has 5 exons. Gene Ontology annotation, molecular function: proline-tRNA ligase activity; ATP binding. The coding region runs from base 1 to 1383 and encodes 460 amino acids. NCBI's taxonomy places the organism in Eukaryota, Apicomplexa, Aconoidasida, Piroplasmida, Theileriidae. The record is from RefSeq and is a predicted model, not a curated record. Gene Ontology annotation, cellular component: mitochondrion.
AUGUAUUUUAUUUUAUUAUUAUUUUAUUAUUCUUAUAUAAUAGAUAUUCACGGCUACAAAUACACUAAUUUAUAUACACACUUUAAUUAUUACAUCAAAGGGAACAACAACUUCCCAUUAAAAUCUCAUGUAAAUAGUGAACUUUUGGGUAUUUUAAAUCGACGUUCUAAUACAUUUAAUACUAACCUCAUUCUAACUGAUAAAUUACCAAUUUCCUCAAAAUUAUCUUCCGGAAUUUAUACCACCUUACCACUGGGCCAUCGCAUUAUCAACCGCAUUAGCAAUAUAUUUAAUGUUGAAUUGUACAAAUUGGGUGCCGUUCAGCUGUCAUUCCCCCUCUUAAACCCCGACAAUGUUGUUUCAAACACUGGAAACACGGUGGGUGAUAGUGAGUUAUUCAAGGUAUCAAGAAACGGUUCUUUAGAGUAUAGGUUAUCUGGAACCUGUGAAGAUUUGUGUAACGUAGUGUUGAAAAAUGAGUUGACUCCUUUAUCGAAGCUACAACUACCAGUACUCUUGUAUCAAAUAAACACAAAAUUUCGUGAUGAAUUAAGGGUCAAUGAGGGGAAAGUAAGGCUAAGGGAGUUUUUAAUGCUCGAUCUAUACUCUCUCCACUCCUCUGAACAAUGCUCUGAUAGCACCUAUAGUUUAGUGCUUGAAUGCUUCGUCAAUAUCCUGAGGCUACUGGGAUUACAAUUUACCACAUUGAAUUGUAAUAGAAAUAACAUCUUUUCACACGAGUUAAGGGUACAGCAUUCCAAUAACCAAGAUCAAAAUUCAAAUACGGAAUUGGAGGUUGGUCAUUUAUUUAAGUUUGGUACACGCUACUCUGACACAUAUGGUUUGGAAUAUGAAGUAUCCGGUAGAAGGAGGGAGAAGUUGUACAUGAACUCCUACGGCAUUGGUAUUAAUCGCCUUUUAAAUGUGUUAAUUAACAAUUACUCGGAUGAAUUUGGAAUUAAACUACCCCAACUAGUUGCUCCUUACGAUAUCACUAUAAUAGAUUCCACUACCAAAGAUGGUUGGCAAAUAAGUCGAGGAUUAAUGAAGAAGGGUUUGACAGUAUUGUACGACGACAGAAAUGAUACGAUAAAGAAUAAGCUCUUAGAUUCUAAGAGGAUUGGGAUUCCGCACAUUCUCAUUCUUGGCAAUUCGUUAAAUGGCAAAAACAGGUUGAACAAGAAAUUAUGGGAAAGCAUAAACGAAAACUGUAAAAUAUCAAAUUAUUACAAUUUACACCGAGGAGUGGAGAACAUAAUGUACAAAAAUGAUAACAUAAAUCUAAACAAUUACAGCAAUGUUCUAAUGGAAUAUCAUCCGAGAACAGCCAAUUCCAGCUACAUUAUUAAUCUUUCAAAUUUCUUAAAACUUCUUAAUAUCUAA